AUGAGCCGCAAGGUUCUCCUUGUCGCCGUCCUCUUGGUGGGCGUAGCCUCUCGGUGCUCAGGCAGCAGGGGCCUGCAGGGAGAUCACGUUGCUGAACAGAAGUACGGUGGCGGUGGGUACGGAGGAGGUGGCAGCGGCGGCGGGUACGGCGUUGGAGGUGGUGGUGGUGGGUAUGGCGGCGGCGGCGACGGCGGCGGUGGGUACGGAGGAGGAGGCGGCGGUGGCGGCUACACGCCCGGCUAUUCUGGCACCGGGACCUGCGACUACUGGAAGAGCCACCCGGACGCGAUCAUCUCGUGCAUCGGGUCGCUGGGCAGCAUCCUCGGCUCCCUCGGCGACGUGUGCACCGCCUUCUUCGGGAGCAAGCUGCAGACGCUGCAGGACGCGUUGUGCAACACCCGCACCGACUGCUACGGCGACCUCCUCCGCGAGGGCGCCGCCGCCUACCUCAACUCCGUCGCCGCCAAGAAGAAGUACGCCUACAGCACGCAGCAGGUCAAGGACUGCAUCGCCGUCGCGCUCACGUCCGAGGCCGCCGCCGUCGCGCAGGCCGCCAUGUUCAAGAAGGCCAACUACGCCUGCCACUACUAG
Molecule: messenger RNA, 591 nt
Organism: Miscanthus lutarioriparius
Lineage: Eukaryota; Viridiplantae; Streptophyta; Magnoliopsida; Poales; Poaceae
Source: the annotation of a GenBank genome assembly